Malaya genurostris is the source of this 1922-nucleotide messenger RNA. RefSeq lists its product as uncharacterized. Bases 167 to 1012 code for a protein of 281 amino acids. The transcript has 2 exons. NCBI's taxonomy places the organism in Eukaryota, Metazoa, Arthropoda, Insecta, Diptera, Culicidae. The record is from RefSeq and is a predicted model, not a curated record.
CACCACUGCACUGAUCCGGGGGGGAUCGUUGAGACAUGCGAUUCGAUUUAUUUGAUUUGGGAUCCAGAGCUCACGGCAGUCGUCGUACGUCACUUGCUGCGACAGGAGAUUGAUUGUUCUUCUGUUCCGAUCAUUCAACAGUGUGGUAGCAUUGUAUUUUUCCAAAAUGAUGAGUUUUACGGGUAUUACGGGUUUGAUUGUCGGACUAGCGGUGAGCUGUUAUGCCGUGAAUCCUUCCUCGAAGGUAGAUUUUACGGAAGUUAGUGAUCUAAAUGACGAAAAUGGGUUUGUGAGCGUGUUCAAAAAUUAUCCGAAAAUUCAAGUCACGGUUGAUACGUCCAAGUUGAAGCGUGUUGCAAAUCCGGAAAAUGAUGAAAACAGUUCGGGUAGCUCCGGAAGUUCAGGAUCCGAAUCGGUGGAACGUCAGACGAUUGGAGUGCGUACCGAUAUUACGAUUGAAGUUUCCGAGGAAGCCGUGAAUGAUACGAACAAUGUUAAUGUGAAAGUGAACGCAACAAACCGAAAUGGAACGGAAGUUUGGAGUGGGAACAAGGGCGGAGAGGACGACGACAAUGCCAGUGUGCCAGUGUUCAAAGGGAUGAACGGGGUACCAACGAAGCGGAAACCGGUAAAGCCUACAAUUUCCAAUGACAUCGACGGUGACAGGAAUCGAUCGGGAGUUUCACAGCAUGGCAGACCUAGUUUUGUUCACGGAUCCGAUGAGCGUAGAUCUGGCGGCCGAUUCGACAGCUGGAAUCGAUUCCAACCGGUAAUGGGAAUAUGGACCACGGAACGACCGUUUCUUCGGAGAAUUGACUACGAUUAUAGAGGUAAUCCGAUCUACGUGAAAACUUACAUCCCCUAUCAUGUAGCUCGUCACGAGGAACCGAAAUCAUGCUACUGCGGUACGUACCAACAGUGGGACCGCGCUCCAUCGAACCCAGUGUUGCCAACACCGAAAAGGAAAGUACAGGACAAGGUGGAAGUUCCCUACAAGCAGCACCGGGAUUGAUAAGUUUUAGGGGGCAAAGACUUUUUAAACUCUAAAUUAUGCUAAGUUCACAUAACCAUUUUUACUUAAGUUUACGUUUCGACUUAGACUCAUCAGUGCUUAGCAGUUUAUGUUGAACUGCUAGCUCCGACCUGACGAUUCAACAUAAACCGCUAGGCAGAUGUAAAGUUAAACCGAAGUGUAAUAUCAAAACUGACGUCUCGGACGAAACGAAAUCUGUACGACUCGCAAGCCGAAACUCGUUUCGACCGAGACGUCAGUUUUGAUAUUACACUUAGCUGCCCAUACUUGCAUAUCAGUCCCAUAUGGAAAAUCAGCAUGUCGAGAAAAAGACGUUUAAAAUUUUAUUUUAGAUUUUUUUGAUUGAUUGUGCUACCUAAACCUAAAUCAUGAUAUUAUUACAUGAAAUAUCGAUAAUACACCUCUGCUAUUCCAAUAUUGCAACAAACGAAAUUAUUGAAAUUUGCACUUAAUGGGACUGAUAUGCGGGUACUUUGCAUAUGGGACAGUCAUGAGUUGAUAUUUUUUUCUCAUUUUACUGAACAAAUCCUCAACUUUUAUUGCAAUUUCUGAGAGUAUAUUGAGGAUAGAUUGCAUUCCUCAUGCUAACUCAAUAUUGGCGAAAAUCGAUAUGGGACUGAUAUGCGAGUAUGGGCAGUUAGGUGUAAUAUCAAAGAAGUGUUUUUCAAAUAGCAUUAACUUUACGUCUGCCUAACGGUUUAUGUUGAACCGUCAGGUCGGAGGUAGCAAUUCUACAUAAACUGCUACGCACUGAUGAGUCUAAGACGAAACGUAAACUUAAGUAAAACCGGGAUAGAACCUUGUCGGUGUUUUUUUUUAAGUUGAUUAAUUUAUUUUAUGUUUGUUUUUAUAUGCUGUACAUAUUUCAAACUUCAAUAUAAUAUAUUUU